AUGGCUGACCAACCAAAUAACUCUCUUCUGGUCUCUUUUACUGAUUUCCAGUUAAUUGGAUUCACGGACCUUAAAGGUUACCGUCCGCUGCUCUUUAUUCCUUUUUUCAUCAUCUUAAUUUAUACAUUACUUGCCAAUGGCAUUUUGAUGACUGUCAUUGCAAAACAUAGGAAAUUACAUGCCCCCAUGUAUAUUUUAAUUGGACUGAUUGCUGUUUUGGGGUUUUUCGUGCCAAUAUACUUUAUUCCAAGAAUGUUGGUUGGAUUUGCGUGGGAAAUGAAUACAAUUACUCGACAUGAAUGUCUAAUACAGAUGUUCUGUCUACAUUUUUCCGGUUGUUUUCAGUCCUCCAUCUUACUGGGAAUGGCUGUGGAUAGAUUUUUCGCAAUUGUUUAUCCUCUACGCUACAAUGACUUUGUAAAUUUGACAAACUCUCUUAUUUUCUGUGUAGUUCUCAGCAUUCGGAAUGCUAUUAGCAUCAUUGCCAUGGUUGGUCUCGUUGUGCCUCUUACGUUUUGUAGAACGAAUUUGAUUUACCACAGUUUUUGUGAACACACAUCAGUCGUCAACCUAGCUUGCAAUGAUAUCACUAAAAACUAUUUAGCUCUUACAGUAGCUUUUGGUAUAACAUCUGCUGACUGUGUUUUGAUAUUUUGCUCAUAUGUCAUAAUUUUUGUCGUAAUAUUCUGCUCUCCUUCUGGUGAAUCGCGCCAUAAAGCCAUUCACACAUGCACCACACACUUGAUGACCAUAGUGAUUGCCUAUAUCAGUGUUACUGCUGCUUUUGUUGGGUAUAGAGUAUCUACAAUACCCAGAGAUGCUCGUAUUGUAACUAGCACGCUGUAUCAUCUCGUUCCUGCAAUAUGUAACCCUAUUAUUUAUGGUCUCAGAACCACUGAAAUAAGAACACAAAUUGUGAAAAGCUUCAAAUGUAAUAAAAUGACUUCACAUUGA
Molecule: messenger RNA, 954 nt
Organism: Danio aesculapii
Lineage: Eukaryota; Metazoa; Chordata; Actinopteri; Cypriniformes; Danionidae
Gene: or55c1
Product: odorant receptor family 55, subfamily C, member 1
Exons: 1
Coding region: 1-954 (317 amino acids)
Biological process (GO): G protein-coupled receptor signaling pathway
Cellular component (GO): membrane
Molecular function (GO): olfactory receptor activity; G protein-coupled receptor activity
Source: RefSeq, a predicted model, not a curated record